GUCGACGUCGCAGCAAGCAAUGUUGUUUUUUGUUGUAGAAAAUGCCGACUCAUUAAUGCGCAAAUGGACAAAUUAAAAAAAAAAAAUAAGUUUUAAGAUCUGAAAGUUUUUUAGCUUACGGUGGUAGAAGUAGUAGAAAUAUAAUUUAGCAAAAAAAGUGUUAUCUAUUCCACAAAUGUGGUAAACUCCGAGCACUGGCUGGUGAACGAAACUUCUCUGCUUCGCACAAAAGCGCAUGUGUGUGAUAGUGUGAGUGCCUACCUCUGAUGUAUAGACAUGAAUACAUUUUCAUAUCACUUAAGUAAUUCAUUCUCUUAGAGACUUUGAUAGACUCCGGGCGAUUCUGCGUUUUUAAAAACAAUGUUUAGAAAGGUUUGUUGCCAUGGACCAGGUUAUAGGAGUCCUAUUGAAGCAAUGCGAAAUGGACCUCGCGAGAAGUUAUUGUACACGGUCACAGUGCAACCAAAUUUAGAAGACCCUCAUGGGGACUAUCUGUCAACUGUGGAUGUUGAUCCCGAAAGUACAACUUAUUGUCAGGUAAUCCAUAGAACGUUUACCAACCGCAGAGGAAAUGAAUUACAUCAUUCGGGAUGGAAUGCUUGCUCCAACUGUUACUAUGUUGAUUCUAAUGCUAAAGAAAUCCCUAAACGUGACAAAUUAAUAUUGCCUUCGAUAAAUUCUGAUUUCAUUUAUAUUUUGGAUGUCGUAUCUGACCCACGAAAGCCUUCUUUAUGGAAAACUAUAGAUGGAAGUGUUCUUAACAGUCAUAAUGUUACUGCUCCUCAUACCACACAUUGUUUGGCUGAUGGAAAAGUCAUGAUUUCCACACUUGGUGAUGCUGACGGUAACGCUAAAGGUGACUUUAUUUUAUUUGAAGCGGAGAAUUUCAGCUGCCUAGGCACUUGGACCAAAGGAGACCAAACGGCAUUAUGUGGAUACGACUUUUGGUAUCAACCAUAUUUUGACGUCAUGAUAUCAACAGAAUGGGGAGCUCCCAAAAAGUUUAGACGGUAUGUUGUCAUUGCUUAUUAAACAGUUAAUUAUUUA
Molecule: messenger RNA, 1047 nt
Organism: Rhagoletis pomonella (apple maggot)
Lineage: Eukaryota; Metazoa; Arthropoda; Insecta; Diptera; Tephritidae
Product: methanethiol oxidase-like
Exons: 3
Coding region: 361-1032 (223 amino acids)
Molecular function (GO): selenium binding
Source: RefSeq, a predicted model, not a curated record